Penicillium lagena is the source of this 2802-nucleotide messenger RNA. Its product is annotated as secretory pathway Sec39 family protein. The transcript has 3 exons. The coding region runs from base 1 to 2802 and encodes 933 amino acids. Gene Ontology annotation, biological process: retrograde vesicle-mediated transport, Golgi to endoplasmic reticulum. The record is from RefSeq and is a predicted model, not a curated record. Lineage: Eukaryota; Fungi; Ascomycota; Eurotiomycetes; Eurotiales; Aspergillaceae.
AUGGCUGUGUCGGAUGCUCACGCCAUCCUGCUGGCCACUCACCUGUGUGCCAGCGGCGAUGUGGCCGACUUGCCCGUGCUGCAGGCCCAGUUCCCCCAAUGUUUCCCGCUCGAGCGUCUACUGCGCAUCAUCUUGACCUUUCUGCCCGAGAGUACCGAGCCCUCGCGCUAUACCUCGGUGCUGCAGGAGCUGGCCGACGAAUCCUAUGUUGUGGCCCCCGACCGAGUACCCGACACCACCGCCGUCAAAGACCUGACCGAAGCGGGCGCGAGGAAGCGCGUGCGGAAGCUUCGAUUGCGGCCACUGCAGCGGCCCGGUGAAGAUGAGGACGUGACAUCCGCAGACCUGUUGACGCAGUUUCUUAUUUAUCGCGCGCAUCUGAUUGAUGCCGAAACUUCCCUCCAGCCGCUCAUCCUCGAUCUCCUCCAACCCUUCUACGAGCACCGGCCGGUGCUACGCACAUGGCUGGUCUCAAGCCUAUUGCCAUUGCUCCGGUUCAAUUACGAGUAUCAUGCCGACCAGGAGGAGACGUUAUCAUUGGAGGUUUUGGAGUCGAUGGAUGAUCAGACGGCCGUCAAUGUUCUGCUGUCUUCGAUUGGUACCGAGAGAAGCAAUCUGGAUCUGGUCAGCAAUCUUCGGGGCCUGCUUGGUCCCUGGCUGUAUGGAAGCAAACGAUCUAAACGGCGGAGAUUGAACGAGCAGUCUUCAGUCCCUCUGAUCCAGGGGACAACAAACACCGAGGUCAUUGAACUGGCCGGGUGGGAGUUCGUGAAUGACUGGCUUCUGUCACGGAGUCUUGUGGACCACGAGAGCGUUGUGAAUGCUUUUAAUCACUGGAAUGGACCGGAAGACGUGGAUCUGGGAGGGUACGGAGCGGACGAUGCACAACUGCCAAUCGAUAAAGCAAAGGAUUUGCGACAUCGUUACGGUCAAACCGGACUUGCGGUGGUCUAUGCCUAUGCGGACUCAUCGAAAGCGGCACUGAAGGGCUCGUCUCAGAUAUUGACACGGGUAGCCAAGCUGCUUGAUCUCGAGGCCAGCUCCUAUCUCGUCACCACUAACACGACCUUCCCAUUCGUGCAAUACGAUACCGAGUCUAUUUCCUCCACAUCCCGCGCGUCAUUGCUACAAAACUCUCUCCUGACACCUUCAAAUCCUUUGACGCAACCAUCACCGUCUUCAGUCUCUUUUCUCAGUGCCCUGCUUCUUUCUCUUCACGCUUUGACUGACCUUGGGCAUCAAGUCCCAUGCAAGGCUGCUGCGAAUAUGUGCCUUCACAGCAGCGAGGACAUGCAAUUGGCAGAACUGAGAAGUGUGAUGGCGUCCAUUGUAAAACAAUCGAGCCAGGACUGGCACUCGGUCCGGCAGCAAUUACUCUGGCUUCGAGACUGGCAGGACGAUCAGUCAGACAGCGACUGGACGGAACAUUCCACAUACCAUGGCCUUUUCUGGAGGGUAUCGCGCGACACGGUCGAAACAGAGAUCUUGAAGGCGCUACUAGGGACCAGAGAAUAUCAAAUGGCCGUGGACCUAUAUACCACUCCCGGUACCACGCCUCUGAAUGCUGUUCAAGUGGAGCAGGCGGUACAAGAGGCCAUUUUCACUGCAUAUGAUAAUGCUAGCAACGGCAACCGGACGCGUGGUGGGAUGAAGAGAGCCUACGACAUUCUCCAAGCCUUCCUACCACACUUCCCGGAGUCUGCGGCGUUCAAACAGAUUCGUGCCCUCAUCGCUGCAACGCAUUCGCUCUCGUUCUACUCGUUGACCCUGCAGCACGGAGUUCCCUUCCAACCGGUCAGCAUCCGCGUUCACCACGACCCCCUCUCGUUGAUCGAGACGGUACUUGAGCAGAACGCCAAGAGCUACACCAAACUGGACGACCUGCUCUCCAUUGGACGAAACUUGGUCGCCAGCGGCGUACCCUCCAGCACGAACUUACACAAUGCCGAAGAUGCGCAACAGCAACCACCCACCUCAGAGGAACAUGCCCUCAUCACCGCUGAACGCCGUAUCACCUCCCUCGCCAUUUCGUCCGCCCUUACCUCCAACGACUUCGGCACCGCCUACUCCUACAUCCUCACGCGGCUAACACCGCCCUCCCACCUCUCAACCUCCUCACCGUUACUCACGCCCUCCACCGUCAUCCAAGACGACAUCUCCUGGCGCGCCGUUUACAACGCAGGCCGCUACCGCUCAACAACACCCAUCUCUCCCACACCCACCCUCCAAUCCCAAAUCAACCACCUCUCCCAGCGCAGUGAACUCCUUUCUUUAGCACUCGCCCUCGUCCCAUCCCCAGACCCCCUCCCUGAGAUCCUCGGCGCCUGGCGCCGCUGCGACGAAGAGCUCUCCUCGCUCCGCGCACAGGAGCAGCAGGAAGAAGACCUCUGGGAUACACUGGGCGACAACAAGGCCACCAUCUCCUCUGUCCCCGGCGGCUUCGGACCCUCGGACUCAGAGCGCGACGCCUUCGACACCGAGCAACAGCGCACUGCGAGACGGGCCCGUGCCCGCGCCGCUAUGCCGCACUCGCACCCGCACGAGGCGCCAAUGGGUCUCUUCGAGGUUGCGCGUGGUGCCGCGCUCGCGCUGCAUAAGAAUGCAUCUUCGCUGCGUGCCGCCUCCGCCGCUGCACCAGCUGCUGCUCCUGCUGGCGAUGGCGAUAGCCAUGACCGGCCCCUGUCCCCGGAUGAAGGCGGGGACGGCCGCGUUCGCAAGCGUGAUGUGGUUAGCAACAUGGUUACAGGAGGACUGGUUAGCGGACUCGGUUGGGUUCUAGGGGCCGAUCCUGUGAAUCGGUAG